CUCCUUGUCCCCUGUCUUCCAUCUCAAAAAUCCCACCUCCCACCGCCCCUCAUCCUUGCAGUCCACUCCUCCACAUCGUCAAACCCCCUUCGGCUCGUACAGAGCCUCGUCGACCCUCGAGCUUCACUUUAUCUCUUGCCUCUGGCUUGCCUUAACCCCUCUUUUGGCAGUAGCCAAGACGCGACUUCUGCCUCCACUAAUUUCAACUUUGUUUCCCGGUUUUACAGUUAUACUCUCUCUCUCUCUCUCUCUCUCUCUCUCUCUCUCAAUCUCCAUCACUCUCUCACGCUCUCCAUAUAUAUUCUAUUCAAACGUACGUCUUCAUCUGACCUCGUGUCUGCCCAUACUCAUCGGCACGUCUCUGCUUCUGUAGACAUGCGCUUAACCCGACCGUCCUAUGUUGUCAUCGCAUGCUCAGUUUGGAGGCAAAACAUGGAACCCGCUGAACCCUAG
Protopolystoma xenopodis is the source of this 453-nucleotide messenger RNA. Lineage: Eukaryota; Metazoa; Platyhelminthes; Monogenea; Polystomatidea; Polystomatidae. The record is from the annotation of a GenBank genome assembly.